This is a messenger RNA of Exophiala oligosperma, 1911 nucleotides long. RefSeq lists its product as uncharacterized. Bases 255 to 1667 code for a protein of 470 amino acids. NCBI's taxonomy places the organism in Eukaryota, Fungi, Ascomycota, Eurotiomycetes, Chaetothyriales, Herpotrichiellaceae. The transcript is spliced from 4 exons. The record is from RefSeq and is a predicted model, not a curated record.
GUUACCGCGACUUCAUUCUUUGGUCCUGCAAGUUUCGCGUGUUCGUUUUCUCAUUGUUGCAUAUAGAAGGUGCACAUCUGCGUUCUUGUACUGUCUGGGUCCUUUUUCCUCCUUCUGUUUUGCUUCCUCGGUCCCUCGUUCAGCCUAUCGCCAGGGUUGUCGUGUCCGGCUUUUACCUAGAAUAUCCCUCGAGCCCCGAAUACUUUUGUUUAGGAGCCUGUCUCAUUCUCUCCAGAUCCCAAUCGCUUCAGGAAAUGAGUACUGUAACGUCGCCCACGCGUCGUGUGCUGGGCGAAAAAGAUCCCAACGCGCUGUUAUCCCCGACAAAGGCAACAAAGACAAGCCUGGUAGAAGGUACCACCCUCAGUCCUCGAUCGUUGAAGCGCUUCGCAUCUCCCAUCAGUCCUCGAGCCGGACAGAAGCGAAAGAUUGUCGAAACAUGCAACAACAACGAAGAGGCGGAAGACUCUCAGCAGCAGCAGACGAACAACUCUCAACUGUUCUUGUCACAGCAUACCGACAUCUUGAGUAGCGAUGGACCACUAUCAGAGCACCGAGACGCAUCUCAGUCUCCGAUGGCUGCCACCCAGCACAAGUCGAUGUCUAACACCACUCUCACGUCAUGUCAAGCAUCGCAAGAAGAAGAAUCUGCUCAACUGGAAUCCGAAUUCCAGAUCCACGACGAACCGAGCCAGCAGACCUUGGACAAGAUGCACGCCGUGUCAUUCACACAGAGUACAUCUCAGAUGGUAGCACUUGUUCGCCCUACGUUCAACCAGGAACCAUCCCAAGCCAGCCUCAGCAUGUCGAGCCUGAUUGACUUUGAAAACAACUUUUCUUCUCAAAGUGACGAGAUGCAAAUGCUGGAGGAGCAUGACACGACAGAACCUCGAGCUCAACCGCCCAAACCCGAAGGAGAUACACGAAAGGAGAUGCUGCUCGAAAAAGCAGAAACACUCCGGACGCGAUUACAACUAGCCAUCUACAAGAUUCAAACGAACCAAAUAUCCAAACCCUUCUGGCAACUCACAGUGCCCAAACACGCACCAUCGUCGCCAGAGAUACCCGCAAUGUCGUCGUCAUCUCCGAGAGCAGGGUCUUCGUCGACUCUACGGCCAAGUUCCGUCCAUCGACAUCCUGUGUCCGCCAUCAGUCCAGAAUCACGAGUUGCCAUCGCGCGCGCUAGAGCGACCAUGAAGUCCAAACCUCCAGUACGACCUCUGCGGAGUCUAGCAGUGCCGACCAUCGCACCCACGGCUUUCUCAGCACGGUGGGCAGAAGACAUGGAGGGAGACAGCCACAGCCAACCGGCCGAAGAAGAUAUCCCAAGCAGUCCUCCAGCAGCAUCAACAUCCGAAGCCGAAGAUGAAGAUCUGGACGACGAGGUGCGCAUCAAGCACGAGCAUAGGGAUCCGAGAAGCGACGAUCAUUCCGAGCAAGCACCGCCAAAGACGCCCGAGCUCCUUUCGAGGAGGAGCGGGACGAGAACAGAUCACGGACACAACAAUCAAAACGAAGAAGACGUAGCGCUCCAAAACAGCCACCUUCGACCCCGGGGGCUCACCAGUAGUGUCAUCAAGGGCGAGGCUGCGAACAGUCUGCUUCAACUUGUCCGAGGAGGAACACGAGGAGCCACGUCUUCGGGUGUUGGCAUGUGUGGAUUGUGAUAUAACCACAUUAUAUUUCUGCUGAUAUGCUCGGUCGAUGUAUUGUAUGCAGUAUCACGCUCGGAGGGACAUGUAUCUGUUUUUUCUCCUCCAUCAUUGAAGCAGCCACGAGAGAGAGAGUUCAACCUGCAAUUUGAAAACCAUGGGGGCGACAGAGCCCGAAACUUAAAAGAGAAAUAGAAGAGAGAGAAUGACCAAAACAAAAGCCUCUACCAUAGGAAGCAUCAUAGGGUAUCAUCUCAUG